Anoplopoma fimbria (sablefish) is the source of this 1437-nucleotide messenger RNA. It is a transcript of the gene mob2a, whose product is annotated as MOB kinase activator 2a. Gene Ontology annotation, cellular component: cytoplasm; nucleus. Gene Ontology annotation, molecular function: protein kinase activator activity. Lineage: Eukaryota; Metazoa; Chordata; Actinopteri; Perciformes; Anoplopomatidae. The record is from RefSeq and is a predicted model, not a curated record. Gene Ontology annotation, biological process: positive regulation of protein phosphorylation; signal transduction. The transcript has 5 exons. Bases 570 to 1286 code for a protein of 238 amino acids.
CGCACAGGACAGACAGAGUGGGUCGGCUCUGUGUUUACUUCCGGACUCCGAUUUAGACUUCGCUCAGGAGGCAGCGGUCUCCAGUGGAGGUUCAGGCUGUCAGCUUAGCACGGCAGCCAUACAAGGCUUCAUGACAGAGGUUACCCACUCGACCAGCGGCAUCCCAGCAGGCACGCUCUCGGCGCACGGCGCACAACGCACACCGGACACCGGACACCGCGACUCCCCGCCGCCGCCGCUCCGAUGCUGCUCUCCCGCUACCAGCUAACACACUGAUCUGACUGCGUCCCUGCCGCUUCAUGAUCCGAGCCAGCUGAGGAUCAAAACAAGGACAAUCGCUUCACAGUCUUAAGCGGCGUUUACCGCAUUUGACCGACCGACCGACCGACCGGCAUCCAGCAGCCGGGAGAGACGCGAGCCCCCGGGGAGAGCGACUGGGACUCGCGGGGCCAGGCAGCCAGGGGGCAGCGAGGGGUGGUGGCUGGAUCAACCUAAGGGGGUCGCCUCCAGCUCCUGGUGGAUUCAUCCCCUGCUAGCUAACGUGAGCUAAGCUAGCCCCAAACAGCGCCAUGGAUUGGUUAAUGGGGAAGUCGAAGACAAAGCCAAAUGGAAAGAAGCCUCCGGCAGAAGAGAAGAAGCAGUACUUGGAGCUAGAGUACACAAAAAUCCGUGUGGUGGAUUUUGACCUUAAAGAGCUUGUGGUGCUGCCCAGAGAGAUCGACCUCAACGAAUGGCUAGCCAGCAACACGACAACAUUCUUCAAUCUUAUCAACCUGCAGUACAGCACCAUCUCAGAGUUCUGCACUGGGGACACCUGUCAAGCCAUGACAGCCUGCAACACAAUAUACUACUGGUAUGACGAGAGGGGGAAGAAGACAAAGUGCACUGCUCCACAAUAUGUCGACUUUGUAAUGAGUCUUUGUCAGAAACUGGUCACAGAUGAGGAAAUCUUUCCUACAAAAUAUGGCAAAGAGUUCCCCAACUCCUUUGAGUCCUUGGUAAAGAAGAUCUGCCGGUACCUGUUCCACGUGCUGGCUCACCUCUACUGGGCGCACUUUAAAGAGACAGUGGCUCUGGAGCUGCAGGGCCACCUGAACACUCUGUAUGCACAUUUCAUCGUUUUCGUAAGGGAAUUCAACCUGGUUGACCCCAAGGAGACCUGUAUCAUGGACGACCUGUCCGAAGUUCUCUGCACCCCGGCCCCGCCACCCGCGCCCACCCCAGCCCCUUCUUCCCCCGCCUCAGCGCCCUCCCCUUCUUCACAAAACCACGUGACGGAGAGAUGAGCGGGGGGCGGCGUUGAGACAGCAGCCCCGGGGGUGAUUGAAGAUAAGAUAGAGGAGAGAAGCAAAGACAGCCUGGCCCCCUUCCUUGGUGCCAGCAGGACUUAAAGACCUUCCACUACCCUUAUAUUUCGCUAUGACACCAACCAACCAG